This is a messenger RNA of Prorocentrum cordatum, 1587 nucleotides long. NCBI's taxonomy places the organism in Eukaryota, Dinophyceae, Prorocentrales, Prorocentraceae. The record is from the annotation of a GenBank genome assembly.
AGCCAUUUGGGCUCCAGGCUUCCUCCCAGGGACCCCUUGCGCUAACCAGCAGCUCCUCAGCGCCGCGGAGCCAUGUCGUACCGCUACGGGUACGGCGGAGGCCUCGGUGGAGGCGCCGGCGGCCUCGGCGGCGUGUACGGCACGGGCCGCGCGUACGGCGCCAGCGGCAUGUACGGCGCGGGCGGUGCGUACGGCGCGGGCGGUGCGUACGGCGGCGGUGGCGCGGACUGCGGCACGGCGUGCUGCGCGACUACCACCGCUUGCAUGGGCUGCGGCCCCGGGUGUGGCGUGGCUUGUGCCGAGGGCUCGGGCUGCGGCGGCGGCGGCGGCACGAUCCUGAGCUACGUGGGCCCGGGGGGAGACUACGUCCAGGAAACCACCUACAAGUACGUGGGCAUGGGCGCGGGCGAGUUCGGGGCGGUCCGCAUCCCUGGGCGCGGCCCGAACUUCUGCCUGGUCUGCCUCGUGCCCCUGGGGCUGUCGCUCCUUCUGCUGCCUCUCCUGCUCUUCGCGAUGGCGCCGGGCUCGACGACGACCACGACGACGACGACGACGACCACCACCCCGGUGAUCGUCACGACCACCCCGCCGCCUGACACCACGACCAAGGCCACCACCACGAAGGCCACGACGGCUGCGCCUCCGCCCCCGCCCCCGCCGCCGCCCCCCCCACCCCCCCCGCCGCCGCCUCCGCCGCCCACGACCACGGAGAAGCAGAUCAACUGUGGCGAGGGCGACGUCGUGUCUUGGGACGUGCCCAAGAAGGUGUACUGCUGCCUGCACGAGGGCAAGGGCUGCCCGACGACGCCGGCUGCACCCAGCACCAUGCCAGCGCCGGUCGUUCCCGUUGCGCCAGUGAUGACAACGGCGAGGAGCACAACGUCCCCGUGCCCGAUUGACUGCAAUGCCGGCUACAACGAUCUCGACCCGCUGCAGUGGGUGCGCGGCUGGUCCGGCGAGAAGAAGCUCUACUGCUGCAAGACCGCCAACAAGGGCUGCCCCUCGGAGCUGCCCCCGCCCUCGGGCCUCCCGCAGGGCGACGCGCCCCCCGAGGAGGACAAGAGCCAGUACGACUGCGACGCGGGCUACCACCACUGCAUGCACUGCCUGGAGCUGUCGUGGUCCCCGAAGAAGAUCGCCUACUGCUGCAAGAACCAGCACAAGGGCUGCAAGGGCGAGGAGCCGGAGUGAGAGGCCCGCGCUCGCGUUUCCGCCGCGGCGGCCUGAUGCGCGCCGCACGCCCCAUUUUUUUUCGGCUGCGCCUGCCGGGUUGUGGCAGGGGAGGAGAUCGGAGGGGAGCUCCGGAGCACUUCUCGAUCCAUAGAGCGGCUCGCUUCGCAGUUGGAGGCAGCCGGGCGGGAGGCAAAGUUACACCCGCCCGCGAGGGAUUUCUUCUGCGACAGAGCGUGACCGCGAUGAGACUCCAGACCAGCGACACGGUUCCCAUUGGGAUCGAGAUCAUCCAUCCGGCAUCGCUCGGACGUGUGCCUCGUGUCUCGGCGAGGGCCACCGAGGAACAUCCUGGUGGACCCUUUUGCGAAGACUGCACGCUCCCACGAGUUGCCACCGAAGUUGGAAAUGGCGAAC